AUGGAUACUAUCCUUACCCUCAUCCGGAUUGCAGGAGAUUAUGUCAGCGAAGAGGUAAGGCGCUUUGACUGUUGAAAUAACAAAAAGUGACUAGAAUAGUGCCUUUCAUUUUAAGCUUAAUUUCUCUUUCAAAACAGUUUUAACUUAUGGUCCUUUUUGUGAGCUGUGAAGGUGUUAAAUCAUUUUGAAAAUCUUCACAGGUUUGGUACCGUGUGAUCCAGAUUGUCAUUAACAGGGAUGACAUUCAGGGUUAUGCAGCUAAGACAGUAUUUGAGGCUCUGCAGUCACCUUCAUGCCAUGAGAACAUGGUUAGAGUUGGUGGCUAUAUCUUGGGAGAAUUUGGAAACCUGAUCGCAGGAGAUCCUCGCUCAAGGUAUGGUUACUUUUUCCAGACUUCAGUCAGAUUGCUUAUGAGACAAACUCUAAUGCUUCAGUGAACAAGUUGUGACAAAACUUGUAGGGUAAACAGUAUUUGCCUCAAUCACUCCACACAAUUGUUAGGAUUGGAGCAUAGCUUAAAAUCCUCUGAGAAAUUCAAUUAAAUUUUGCCAUUAGUAAUUUUUUAAUACAGCAGGGUAAGCUUUUCCUAGCCUACACAUAUACUUUGUAGGUACUGAAGUUACCAAUUAGUAUGUAAGGGUGGUUCACUUGGAGGCCUUCUGGUUUGUUUAACAAGUUGUUGUUUAUAUAAUAAUAUUAUGCAUCUGGUCUGACAUGAGAAAAAUGAUGAGGGGUAUCUUCAGUGAAAGAGACUUUCCCCAUUAUUUUUUUAUAUAUUAUAUUUGAACAGGGCUGUGCUUUAGCAGAACCUGGUGUCACUGGCACCCAUCUUUUGCUCUCGGAUGACUAAAAAGUCUUAGUUUUUUUCAUACAAAUCAUAUGCUGGGUACCCUGGAUUUCACAGGGUUCAGAGCACUGAACUCCUUUCAAUUUUCCCGGCUACAGCCUUGCAUGGAAGAUCAUUUAAGUGAUUUUACCCGCAAGAGGUUCCCUGCAGAAUUUCUACACAUUUGUGACACAAAAAUUCUUUGAAGUUGAUCUUUUCCACUCUUUCCCUUUGUCAGCCCAAUGGUUCAAUUCCAGCUGCUUCACAGCAAGUUCCCACUGUGCUCUUCAUCAACAAGAGGCUUGCUCAUGUCAACAUACAUCAAGUUCAUUAACCUGUUCCCAGAAAUCAAAGGACACAUCCAAGAGGUAAGAGCAACUUCUCUUGAUCAGCUUCUUAUCCGAUAUUGCAGAUUUUAGUUCGUUGAGCCUGUAAAAUGUAUGUCUUUCACUCCUGAUACAUGGUGGCUUAAAAAAUAUUCACAGAAAUCUCAAAUUUCUUUUUCUUAAAUCCUAAAAUAUAAAAAGUACUGUGUGAAAGUUCUGCUUUUAAAGGGGGUUGAAAGCUGUGCUCUAGCAAUGCCUGGUGGCCCCUGCUCCUGAGUGACCAGAAAAUUGACGUUUUUUUCAUGGAAAUCAUAUGCUGAGCACAGGUUCUCGGGUUCAGAGUGCACCGGGCUCCUUUUUUCUAUGUUCUAUUUAGUUACUUUUUACAUGUACAUGUAGGUAACAUGAUAAAAAUUAUGUAAUGGUGAAACAACAAUCAAGCAAAACAAACAAACUUCCAUGUAAAUGUUUUAUUUCUUGCCUUCAGAUUUUACGAAGUGACUCCAACCUUAAAAAUUCAGAUGCUGAAAUUCAACAGAGAGCACUUGAGUAUCUGAAACUUAGCACUGUUGCAUCUCCAGAUGUUCUGGUAAGUUUUCAUGCUCAGUACGUCUUAUUCACAGGUUACUUUUGCCUUCUAUCCACCCCAGAUCUUUGAGCAAGCUAUGUUACAAGGGACUAAAUCCUUGGAGGGAGGGGAGUUGCACUCCCUAUAUUAUGACCUAUACAGGGAAGGCUUCUAGUAUAUUAAAGUGUAGGGAAUUCAGGAGUUGAAGUAUAUGACAGGGUAGUGAAUGGAUACAUGUAACUUUUCUGUCUAUUAAAGGGUAAGGGGUUGCGCCUCAGGUGAAACCUCCCCAUAUAUAAAACUCUUAGAGUAUCCACCUCUGCCUCCCCCUCCAGACAGAAUCUUUGGUAAGCAGUAGUCCUAGUGAAAGGUAGUUUACCUUGGUGUUUGUAAAAAGGCAAUUAUCAGACUCUUGCCUUGUGGAAUGACACAGAUGAGGUUAAAAGAACAAAACCAAUGUGCACGUGGUUCAUUCCCUUCAAAUAUUUUUUACUCAGGCUACAGUUCUUGAAGAAAUGCCACCUUUCCCAGAACGCGAGUCAUCCAUCUUAGCCAAGCUAAAAAAGAAGAAGAAGGAAAAGGCCGGAAUUUUGGACAAGGAAGAGAAGGCUGAACCACCCGAGAAACCAACUGCAAACGGACAGAUUCCUGUUGCCAAUGAGGUGAAGUAUUUGCUGGGUAUUUUCUUGCUUCCUGGACACAAUAAUAUCUUUGAUGUAUAAAAGGUUUUGUUUAUCGCUUGUCUGGUAACAGGUUGAUUCGCCCGAAAGUCUGAUAAGCAGUGUUAUGGAGCGUUGUUUGUCAUAGGGCGAAUCGACUUACGUCCAGGCGAAACAACUUCGGGAGAAUUUACUUUCGGCAAAACAACCACAAGUUGUUUGUCUCACCAUUUUUACAGACAUUGAUCGUGACAUUUCGAUGGCGUAGUGCAGGUCUUCAUCAGGCGAUAGUGUUGAAAAUGUCUAAAGUUUGAGUUCGUGAAAGCCGCAUGUCCCUAUCGUGCUCCUUAAUCUGUUCAUGCAUGCACCUUCCUGUUUCACCAACGUAUGCUUUGCCACAUUCACAAGGAAUCUACUCCAUCUUGUUUUCAUGGAUCAUCAGCAUCUUUACAAAUGUGGCUGGCACUAAGUGUGAUCUUAGUGUUGUAUCGGACUUGAAAACAGAUCAUACCCCAUGCUGUUGUAGGCAACGACAAAGUGGUGCAGAUAGCCCUUUUAUGUAUGGUAGAACCACUGUAGAUUUAAUUUGGGUUGUGGGUUCUUUAUUAGAUGCCUGCUGAUUCUUGGAUAAUAGGGGUAUCUAUUUCCUCAGAGAUAGCGGAUGGUUCAGUGAUCGAUGGAAAAAUAUCAUCACCAAGUUGGUGAUGAUAUUUUUUGAUCAAUCGUAUAAGCACUUGACAACACUGCAUUCAACUGGUGGAGGGUGGUGUGAGUCAUAAGACAAGUGUUGAUCAGUGUGAGUAGUUUUCCUGUAAAUACUUGUAGUGAGGUGUCUUCAAGAAUCUUUUAUGACCAAUGUGUCAAGGAAGGGAAUUGUGUUGUCAUUCUCAGUCUCCAUUGAUAAACGGAUGGUUGGUUGUUGAGCAUUGAGAUGCUGUAGAAAAUUUUCAACAUCAUUUCGUUUUAAGGUGGUAAAAUUGUCCUCAACAUAACAUUUCUCUUUGGUUUGGUUGGAAUGGAAAAUAGAGCUUGUUCUAUAAAGUAUAGAGUUUAGCUAUGACUGCAGAAACUGGGCCUCCCAUGGCCGUGCUAUCUUGUUGUUCGUAAAUUGCUCUAUCAUACUGAAAGUACAUGGGCCUUAAAACAAAGUUUAAAAGGUCAGCAAUCUGUGUGGUUGUUAAUGUUGUGCAGUCAGCAAGACAUGGGUCCCUCGCUAGUUUCCAUAGCGUCACUUGUACAAGACCUUCAAUUAAAGCAUUUGUAAAUAAAGAUUCUUGCAAUUUUCAGGUUCCUGCUCCCAAUCCAGCCCUACAGGCAGGUAAGAUAUUCACUUAAAUAAAUUAUGCUAAAUAAACUGAACAAUAAAUAUAAAGUUGCAUUCACUCAUCAGGGCUUUCAGGUUAAUGAGAAAAUUAUCCAGGGAUUCUACAGUUUCUUGUCGAUGGGAGUUGCAUUUAGAAUACAGAAAGAUAUAUAUUGUACACUCCCCCUCCCUCCCCCAGCAAGCUCGGAAUGACAUUUCUGCUUCACAUUUGGCCCCAGAUGACAUGUAUACCAUUCUCUAGGAAAGGGUUUGACUGCUAUAUGUGAUACUAAAGAAGUUCAUUUUUUCUCUCAUCUAAUGUGUAUGUAAAAUAAUGACACACAUGAUUCUAACGUUGACACGGCUCACUUAGGGCAAAGUGUUGGGUUACGGGGAGGCAGUUUAUAUUAAAGAAUCUUAUACUGAUGACCCUGUGUUUUGUAGAUCUCAUUGGCACUGCACCUUCCCCCGUGGCAAACAACAUUGCAGCUGUUGAUCCUGGAGCAGGAGGAGGUCUUCUGGUAGAUGUGUUUGACAUGCCAGCAGUACCUUCAAUAGGGGGUGGGGGCAUCCCAUCUGUCACACCCGGUGCAGAGGAAAAUCUCAAGAAGUAAGUUUUGUGUUACUUAUGUUAAAGGAAACUGAUAAUAUCAGGGCUGUCACUAAGAGCUGGGGGCUGGGGAUUUCCCUUGGCUACCAUGAGCAUGACUUCCAGCCAUUUUCAUAGGAAACAAAGGAUAACCAGACCAAAAACACUCCCUGGCUAUUCAGGUCCGGUCCUUACCUUCUAAUUACAAAUACCUGUCAACAUGAAAUCUUAGUGACAGCCCUGUAAUACGUAAACUGUGUUGCAGACACUCUAAACUUUCUGUUUUCUAGACAAUACGUGAGCCAGCUGGAACACAGGCUAUGUAAUAUGUAGCAGUUAUUCGAUAAUGCCGAGUAGGAUAUGAAGAAUUAUGAGAUCUUCAUAAUUAUUCAUAUCAUACAAAACCUGAAUCCAAGUACCCCUCUGAGUGAAGUUCCAGUCUCCAAAACAUUUGCCUGUCAUCGGCAGUUUCAGGAUGUGAUGUCAGGAUGGUAAUUCUUGCAGAAGCUCAUCAUGUAGUACUUGGCAUCCCUCGCUAAAUUAUUUUCACUUUUAUUUGCUGCGUUUUUGAACCAAUAAUUUGGCUAUUUGUCUUUGCAUAACAUGGAGAGUCUUCCACCUUUUUACUGCCAAAACUGCCGAAUGACUGAGCUGCUUUUUUCCGUGAUAUCUAGCCCUGUACAUGCCUUUUUCACUAAUUAACAUGUUUAUUGUAAAUGUACAGUACCGCAAAAUAAAUUAACAGCAAACUUCUUCCAAAGUUGGUCAGUGUUACAAUUGGUGACAAACUUGUUGAGACAUUGUACUCAAAAUUAAUAGGGUAACUUCAGAGAAUAAAAGUAUCCACACCCCUUCCCUUUCCCCUCAAAGAUAGGGUGUGUGUUGUUUUCUGUAGGUAGCUCAAACGGCAGCACAACAUUGCAUAGAGGGGAUGGGGGAGGAAAAGCUAUAUUUCCCUCUUUUGAAUUCAGUAAAACGUAGAAAAGCCCAAUUUAGGGUGAAGUGUGUCAUCUCAUUUUGUUACUGAUUGUAGCCAGCUAUGAAGAAUUAGCCUGUGGAAUUAGGUCAAUCCAAAACGGAUACCUACUGUGAACAAAUAAUAAAUUAGUAAGUUAUUUUGCCCUUCUCUUGGACAUAAUGUACAAAAAUAAGACCUUAACCUCGCUAUACGGAAUAUACUUAUCUUGCUAUACGAAGAUGCUGCGUAGGGGUUGGGUGACUGCUCUCAUUUUAUAAGCUCCUCUUUUGGUCGACAGAUUUGUGUUCAAAAACACUGGUGUUCUAUUUGAAAACGACAUUCUCCAAGUUGGUAUAAAAUCAGAUUUCAGGGACCAAGCAGGUAAGGAAGCUUUUGUCUCUUUUUUUUUUCUUUACUUUUUCUUCCUCUAUCUUAUGUCAUCAUUGUCAUCAAAAACAACAACUUUAUGACAUAAUAGUUUUUUAAGGCCACCAUUUUCAAUACGAAUGUUUUUGGGGACCUCCCUAGAAAAGCUCAGCUGAGCUUGUACAGAUCUCCUACUAGGCUAUGUUAUAGAUGUAAUACGUUAGUAAUUAAGUGGCAAAUAAAAGAUUGAUUGAUUGAUUGAUGUUAGUAAUUUUGAUUCUUUUCAUGAUAGGAGCCAUCGGUGUAUUCUAUGGUAACAAAACAUCGUCACAGUUUGUCAAUUUCUCCUCCACUGUUCAUCUGCCUGGGGAUCUCAACACUCAUAUCCUUUUGAGAUGGUAUAUUGUCAAUGAUGAGAGAAAAUUUUAAAGAACGUUUAACAAUAGAAACUUGAUAUUUUCAACAACUGUCUGCCACUAUUAGCAAAAUGUAAUGUUUAUGUUAAAGUUUUUUCAGUGGAUAUAGAAUUAUAUUUUAUUAUGUAACCACCAAUGAAAUACCAGCUGAGGAGCUUUCGCGCAGGAACAUGAUAUCUUCACACGUGACAAUAACAUAGCAUCUUCCCACAUGAGAAGAUCACAGUUGCUAUGGUUACAUGAUAAAUCAUGCCUUUCACAGUAAAUAAUACAUUAAAAUGAAAUGGUUUGGUACUUCCUUGGUGUUGAAAUAAUAAAUACAACAUUACAUGGCAGCUUGAAGGUACAAAAUUUCUCUUGAUUUCUCGUGUUAAAAAAUAUUUCACUCUAACACUUGAAGAGAAGAGGAAUUUCGUUUCUCCAAUCCUCAAUAUACAUGUAAGGGCCUGUUAAAUGGAAGUGGGGGACUCCAGGUAGGGAAGGUAACCCGUCUGUCCAUGUUAUCUCACAUGUUAAUUUGAUCACGUUUACAUGAUAGGUGGGGUGACCAUAUAAGAGAGUAUAUGAACAGGUGGGUGAACCCACCUACCUGGGGUCCCACAGCUCCAAGUAAACAGGCCCUAAAAUAAAUACAUUCUUGUUAUUGUAAAGUAUCCUUCCUUAAUUCAAAGUAAGUCUCCAAGUUAAUUCCAGUCCCCCUCCCAGUGUAGUGGAAGGAGGUGCCCAAGUGAAGCAGAUGGUAAAUGUAGAAGCUAUCAUGGACUUCAACGAGCGUCCACUCUUAGAUCUUCAGUUCAGGUAUCUUUUCAACAGUUCAAAGAGUCUUCAUAGCCAAUAACAUCAGAGCUUAACUGACAGACGACCAAUAAGAUCACGAUUAUUGACCGAUUUCAUUAACCCGAUCAACUGGUCAACUCGCUUUGACUCGGCUGAAGAUGACUACCGCACAGGUGGUCGAAACUGUCAACAAGUUGAUGACUUUUGCAAACCCUUCACUGUUGUAAAUAAGAUAAAUAAGAUGGGUAACUAGAAUUCACUCAAAAGUCUUAAUCCUAGAGAACGCAUUACUUGAUUUCGUAUUUUGAUUACCUGUUAACAUAGAAUGGAUAUUUUGUCUUGUUCUUCAGUGUGAAUGGUUUGAGCCAAAGAAUUGUUCUUCCGAUGCCACUGUUUCUAUCCAAGUUCUUCACACCAACAGAAAUGACUUCUCAAGACUUCUUUUCAAGAUGGAAACAGCUAGGAAAGUAAGUUUCGUCUGAUAGGAAGAAAAACUGGCGAUAUUACCCCGAGGCAUUAAAAAUGCCUCGACUACCUUAUACUGUUAAAUAUAAUGCUCGUGGUAGGACUGUUUUUGUUUCCAUGCUCAACCUUAAUAGCGAUUUAAAAAACAAAGAGACAAUAUUAAUACCUGCCCCUACACCACAGCAAAACCCAUGCUAUACUUAACUCAUUUGCGGUAACAGUCUGAUAUUAUUUAGCCUGCAAAUACAGCUCCCCCUCACCUCUUAUCGCCGUUGCUAGGGUGUUUUUCGCGAGAUGAGAGAGGUGGCAAUAUUGGAAGGUAGAAAUGAUUCUUUAGCAGAAUAGACUCUAUUCUAUUAUUUUUACAUAUAUGUGAAACUUAUUUGGCGAAAUUUCAUGCUGAAGGUUUCUAUACUUUUCCUUUCUAUUUUCAGCCCUGACCAAGAAUGCCAAAAGAUAUUUCAAGCUAGAUUUCCAAUUGACACAGAAACAAUUAAAACAAAGGUUUGUAGAAAGGUUUCUAGUUGUUUUGCUGCAACCGUAACAAGGCUGCAGGGUUCGCACGCACCUUGAAAAUCCUUGAAAGUCCUUGAAAAUUGCAGCCGGUACUGGAAAGUCCUUGAAUUUCAAUGCUAACUAAACAGUUUAAGGAGAACUGCAAAGGAAAAGGAGCAAACACAAAGACCUCCGGGAUAAAAUUAUUCUGAUGUGGAAGAACUAAAAAAGACAUAGACUCAAGGCUCUUUUUUUGCACUGAAUGUAGUCCUUCAAAAAUGCGAAAUAUGUCCUUGAAAGUCUUUAAAAGUCGUUGAAUUUUUUGUUCAAAAAAGGGUACGAACCCUAUGGCUAUGUCACGUGGAUUGCUGUUUUGGUCAAUUUUGUGCUGAGGUCAUUACUUAAAGCCUUUACCCAUACAUAAAAUGCUCCUGUAGAGUUUGAAGAAAAGGUGGAUCAAUGUAGGUUUCUGGGAAACUGCCCACCUACCCCUCCCCUAAGCUAACAUUAACACUUACUUCUUACCUAGGGCAAAAUGUUAGCUCAGGGGAGGGGCAGGUGGGCAGUUUCUUAGAAACCUAAAUUGAUACGAAAAUGUCAUACAAAUUUCAACUGGGAGCACAUAACAGUUUUGGGGGGGGGGGGGGGGGGAGAGCUGGGGGGUGAUUUUUGUAGGCAUAGCAUUAAAACUUGAAACAGUUGGCCGAAUUUUUUCAAUUUUUUUUCCGUCCAAGAGUUGAAUUUUCUGACAAACUGUAACUUGUGUAGCAGAGUUCGUGCGCCGGGCCAAGUUGCUGGAAAGUUGAUUAGCGUGCUUCCAGGCUUAGUUACCUUGGCUACUACCAUGCUCUAGUUUGAGCUAUCCUACUUUAUAAAAUAGCUAAGGUAGUACGCGCGUUCUGAUUGGUUUAAAAACCAUGGUUUAUUGUGCCGGUAAACUCAUAGAAAACUAAACUAACUAAAACUUAUAAAAGCAAUAGACCACACUUUCUAUGGGUUUACCUGCGUGAUAACCCACUUGGGAUGUUGGGAGAACACUCGAAAAGUUCGAAAGGCUUUUCUCGUGUUCUCCCAAAAUACCGCAUAGGUUAUCACGCAGGCAAACCCAUAGAAAGUGUGGUCUAUUGCUUAAAUAAAUGCCACGGUCAAGUGGAACAGACAGACACUAAAUUCUAACGUUGCAAUUUUGGCUUAAUUUACUUGCGUAUUUUGUUUUCUCUUACAGCUUGUUGGCUUUGGAAUGUCCCUACUUCAGAAUGUAGACCCCAAUCCUGAGAAUUUUGUUUGUGCUGGAAUAAUCAAAGCACGAGGUGUUCAAAUGGGAACGCUUCUUCGGCUAGAACCCAACAGACAAGCGCAGGUAAGGAAGUUUUGUUUGAAAGUAUUCAUCAAGUCUCUAGCUUGACAAUGAACAGCCGACAUUUUGACUUUUAUUAAACGACCGCCGAAAUUCCAUACUAAUGACGUAAACCACCCAUAUCUGGGUAGUGCUUCUGAUUGGUCGUGGCGCAAGGAAAAUUUUCUUCAACCAAUCAGAAGCACUACCCAGAUCGGUUAGCGACGCGUCAUCAGUAUGGAAUUUCUGCAAUCAUUCCUCAUACGUCAUUUCGCGGGAAUCCAGUGGCGGCGUCGCGAAAUGACGGCUGUUUCUUCAGGCAGGCAAAUCUCUAACGCUAGCAUAUUACCUUUUGAAAGAAACUGCUGAUCCACAGUCAAACAGCAUCCCUUUGGAGAACAAUAUUGACCUCUUAAUGCAGGUUUUUCAUGUGAAAGGAAAGUGACACCACAAGUUACCGUGAAAUUUCGAAAAUAAGCCCCUCCAUGCAUAACCCCCUCCAAAUAUAAGCCCCCCAAACUCGUAACCCAAAAAACCCUCCGUUAAAUCGCCCCUCCAAAUAUAAGCUCCCCGGGGGACUUUUUCUUGGAAAUUGUCCUCAAAUACAAAGUAAAACAAACAAAAACGGUAAAUUUCCUUGCAACUAUAGGGCUAGCCCAAUCGAUUUUGAAACGCAAAUUUCCCUCCAUAGAUAAGCCCCUCCGAAUAUAGGCCCCUCCAAAAAUAAGCCCCUCGAAAAGGGCCUUUGAAAAAUUUAAGUCCCGGGGCUUAUGUUCGGAAUUUUACGGUACUUGAAAUGAUUCCAACAGAUUCCUAUAAGGGUAAGGGUGACCUUACUCUGCUAGAACAUAGAAACUGAUUAACAACUGCGUGGCUUAUUGAGUUGCAUACCUGGGGUGUUUCCGGAGCUUCCGCUUUUGGCACAGCUAGCCCUAACAGCGUUACGUCCUUAUGGCUUGUAAAUCCGGGCCUCCUGGCCAUAAGCCCUCAACGCAAACAAACCCAGGCACCCCUCAAACUGACUUAUCAGUGGGGUGAAGGGUGGGGGUAAAGGAUUGAUCUACGGGCUAAACGAUAUGUUCAACUUUUGCAGAUGUUCAGACUCACGCUACGGAGUUCUAGAGGUGCAGUUUCGCAAAUGCUUGGAGAGAUCUUGGAAGACCAGUUUUAA
Porites lobata is the source of this 10255-nucleotide messenger RNA. NCBI's taxonomy places the organism in Eukaryota, Metazoa, Cnidaria, Anthozoa, Scleractinia, Poritidae. The record is from the annotation of a GenBank genome assembly.